Scleropages formosus (Asian bonytongue) is the source of this 4746-nucleotide messenger RNA. RefSeq names its product protein unc-13 homolog B-like. The coding region runs from base 1 to 4746 and encodes 1581 amino acids. NCBI's taxonomy places the organism in Eukaryota, Metazoa, Chordata, Actinopteri, Osteoglossiformes, Osteoglossidae. The transcript has 39 exons. Gene Ontology annotation, molecular function: phospholipid binding; diacylglycerol binding; calcium ion binding. Gene Ontology annotation, biological process: presynaptic dense core vesicle exocytosis; dense core granule priming; synaptic transmission, glutamatergic. Gene Ontology annotation, cellular component: plasma membrane; presynaptic active zone cytoplasmic component; terminal bouton. The record is from RefSeq and is a predicted model, not a curated record.
AUGAACCCUAUCUUAGAAGAUAAGUUCAACACCUAUGUGACGCUGAAAGUGCAGAACGUCAAAAGCACAACAGUCACCGUCCGUGGAGAUCAACCAUGCUGGGAGCAGGACUUCAUGUUCGAGAUCAACCGCUUGGAUCUGGGCCUUGUCGUGGAGAUGUGGAACAAAGGUUUGAUCUGGGACACCAUGGUGGGCACGGCCUGGAUUCCUCUCAACACCAUCCGUCAGUCAGACGAGGAGGGUCCGGGCGAGUGGAUACCCCUGGACUCGGAGGUACUGAUGAAGGCAGAUGAGAUCUAUGGGACGAAAAGCCCAACACCCCACCAGGUGCUGCUGGACACGCGGUUUGAGCUUCCUUUCGACAUCCCUGAAGACGAGGCCAGGUACUGGACCAGCAAGCUGGAGCGCAUAAAUGCCAUGAGAAUUCAUGACGAGUACCCGUUUCGAGAUGGUCCAAGGCGCACACUGCCCUCUAUUCCUUCCCAGUGUUCACUGGAAGAUCAUGACAGUGCAGUGGAUGACCGAGACAGUGACUACCGCAGUGAAACCAGCAGCCUGCCCCCCAGGUACCACACCACGGCCCAGUCUAACUCCUCGCUGCAUCAGUAUCCCAUUGGGCACAGGUUGCCACAACAGCCCCUCUCCAGGGAGUCCAGCACCCAGGAGAAUUAUGGCACCGACUCAAUGCAGAGUUACGACUUUGACUACCAAGAACCCAGGGGGACCAGCCCGGUGGAUAGUAGCCAUUUCGGCUCCUCUGGGAACCUCAGCCAGACAAGCUCUCAGCUCUGUUCUGAACCAGAGGAGCAAGACAACCAAGACUCUCCUCAGUCCUUCCACAGCUCCCCCAGUCGCCCCACAAUCAAAAGGCAAGCUACUUUGGAUGAAGAAGAGAAGAAGGAGCUACAGUCACCACUGGACCUGGAUAGGACCUCAGUGAUCGACAGCAUCUCUGACAUACAGAGUCCAAAGAUGCAAGAAAAGAGGCCAGAGAAAUCUUGCAGCAGCUUCCAUAACACUGGGCCUCCCCCCAUCUCUGCAUCCAGACUGCACUGGUUGAAGGCCAUCAAUAAAGUUCGAGUUCAGCUGCAGGAGAACCGGGAAGGUGAUGGCGAUCCCAACAAACACCCCUGGGUUAAGACUGGUGGAGGUGAUAACUUUGGCAUCGACAGCAUGCCUGAUCUCCGCAAGAAAAGGCCUAUCCCUAUUGUCACUGAAUUGUCCCUGGUCCGGUCCAGGAAGGCUGGUAUUACCUCCGCCCUGGCAGCAAGGAACUCUCUUAAGGACGAGGAUCUAAAGAAGCAUGUCUACAAGAAGACUCUGCAGGCACUGAUCUACCCUAUCUCCUGCACCACGCCGCACAACUUCGAGGUGUGGACGGCCACCACGCCUACCUACUGCUACGAAUGCGAGGGGCUGCUGUGGGGCAUCGCUCGCCAGGGCUUGAGGUGCUCUGAAUGCGGGGUCAAGUGCCAUGAGAAAUGUCAGGACCUUCUGAAUGCAGACUGCCUGCAAAGGGCAGCAGAGAAGAGUUCCAAGAUGGGAGCUGAGGAUCGCACCCAGAACAUUAUUGCAGCCAUGAAGGACCGUAUGAAGAUCCGUGAGAGGAAUAAGCCAGAGAUUUUUGAAGCGAUUCGUGAUGUUUUCGGAGUCUCCAAACUGGCUCAUGCCCAGCAGAUGAAGGCUGUGAAGCAAAGUGUGCUUGAUGGCACCUCAAAAUGGUCAGCUAAGAUCACCAUCACAGUGAUGUCUGCCCAGGGUUUGCAAGCCAAAGACAGGACCGGCUCCAGUGACCCUUAUGUCACUGUCCAAGUGGGCAAGACCAAGAAGAGAACCAAAACCAUCUAUGGCAACCUCAACCCAGUGUGGGAAGAGAAGUUCAACUUUGAAUGUCACAACUCCUCUGACCGCAUCAAGGUGCGUGUCUGGGAUGAAGAUGAUGACAUCAAGUCCCGGGUGAAACAGCGCCUCAAGCGGGAGUCUGAUGACUUCCUGGGUCAGAGCAUCAUCGAGGUCCGCACACUGAGUGGUGAGAUGGACGUCUGGUACAAUCUGGAAAAAAGAACCGAUAAGUCAGCGGUGUCUGGAGCCAUCCGGCUACAGAUAAAUGUAGAAAUAAAAGGAGAGGAGAAAGUGGCUUCCUACCACAUUCAGUACACUUGUCUUCAUGAGAACAUAUUCCACCACAGCACUGUUGUAGAGGGCCAGGGCGUGGUGAAGAUCCCACAAGCACAGGGCGAUGAUGCCUGGAAGGUGUACUUUGAUGAGGUGCCACAAGAGAUUGCUGACGAGUUUGCCAUUCGCUACGGCAUAGAGUCAAUAUACCAAGCAAUGACACAUUUUGCUUGCCUCUCCUCCAAAUACAUGUUACCCGGUGUGCCUGCGGUGAUGAGCACGCUGCUUGCCAACAUCAACGCCUUCUACGCACAUCCCACUUCUUCCACCAAUGUGUCAGCCUGCGACCGCUUUGCUGCUUCAAACUUUGGGAGAGAUCGGUUUGUUAAGCUUCUGGAUCAACUGCACAAUUCUCUUCGUAUUGACUUGUCAAUGUACCGUAACAACUUCCCUGCCAGCAAUAAAGACCGUCUGAAAGACUUAAAGUCCACUGUUGAUCUACUUACCAGUAUAGCUUUCUUCAGGAUGAAGGUCCUUGAACUUCAGAGCCCUCCGCGGGCUGGGCAGGUGGUAAAAGACUGUGUGAAGGCUUGUUUGAACUCCACCUAUGAAUACAUCUUUAACAACUGUCAGGAGCUGUACAGCCGCCAAUACCAACCCCAGGGAGACUCUAACAAACAGGAGGAGCCAACAGAAGAGCAUGGCCCCAGUAUCAAGAACCUGGAUUUCUGGCCGAAGCUCAUCACUUUGAUUGUAUCCAUCAUUGAAGAAGACAAAACCUCAUAUACUCCUGUUCUCAACCAGUUCCCCCAAGAACUAAAUGUUGGAAAGGUCAGUGCAGAAGUCAUGUGGACACUGUUUGCCCAGGACAUGAAGUAUGCAUUGGAAGAACAUGAGAAGCACAGGCUGUGUAAGAGUGCGGACUACAUGAACCUGCACUUCAAGGUGAAGUGGCUGUACAACGAGUAUGUGAAAGACUUGCAACCCUUCGAAGAAGUUGUCCCGGAGUACCCAUCCUGGUUCUUGCAGUUUGUCCUGCAGUGGCUUGCUGAGAAUGAGGACGUCUCAAUGGACUUUAUGCAAGGAGCCCUCGAGCGGGACAAGAGGGAGGGAUUCCAGCAGACCUCGGAGCAUGCUUUGUUCUCCUGUUCUGUGGUUGAUGUCUUCACCCAGCUAAACCAGAGCUUUGAGAUCAUCAGAAAGCUGGACUGUCCUGACCCCAAGGUCAUGUCCCACUACAACCGACGCUUUGCAAGGACCAUUACGAAGGUGCUGAUGCAGUAUUGCGCAAUCCUCGCGAAGAGCUUCCCCUCCUACUGUGAAAAGGAGAAGAUUCCCUGCAUACUUAUGAACAACGUCCAACAGCUCCGUGUUCUGCUAGAAAAGAUGUUUGAAUGCAUGGGUGCCAAACAGCUGGACCCAGAGGCUGCUGACAUACUGAAUGAUCUGCAGGUGAAGCUGAACAAUGUCCUUGAUGAGUUGAGCACCAUCUUUGGAAACAGCUUCCAAAGCCGAAUCAAUGGUUGUGUGAAGCAGAUGGCAGAGCUGCUGUACCAGGUGAAGGGUCCUGCCAAUGCACGCAACGCAGUGGAAGCCGACUCAGAUAACAUCCUGCGGCCUCUCAUGGAGUUCCUGGAUGGGAACCUCAUGCUGUUUGCCUCAGUGUGUGAGAAAACAGUGCUGAAGAGAGUGUUGAAGGAACUGUGGAGGAUUGUCAUGAAUAGCUUGGAGAAAGUCAUUGUCCUGCCACAGAGCAACGACAGCUUUGGUGCCCAGAUCCUGACUGCUGCCAAAGAACUAGGACAGCUGUCCAAACUGAAGGGUUCAGGGGAGGCCAGAAUGUUGACCCCCAAGCAGUGUGCUGUCAUGGACGUGGCGCUGGAGACGAUUAAGCAAUAUUUUCACGCGGGUGGAAACGGCCUGAAGAAGACCUUCCUGGAGAAGAGCACGGAGCUGUCUGCGCUGCGUUACGCGCUGUCGCUGUACACGCAGUCCACCGAUGUGCUGAUCCGUACCUUUGUCACCACACAGCACGCCCAGGUACAUAAUGGAAUGGGCAUAAGGAUCACCCCUAACGAAAAAGUACGACCAGACCGCGGCUCAGGAGUGGAUAAGCCUGUUGGGGAGCUGUCAAUGCAGGUGGACAUCUCCAUUAGUCCCAAAGAACAAAAGGUCACAGUGAAAGUUCUGGCAGUGAAUGACUUGAAGUGGCAGACCUCUGGCAUGUUCCGGCCAUUCGUAGAAGUCACCAUCCUAGGUCCACACCUCAGUGAAAGGAAGCGCAAAUUCACCACUAAAUCCAAGAAUAACAGCUGGUCACCAAAGUACAACGAGUCCUUCGUCUUCUCUCUGGGAAAUGAAGAGCGUCCGGACUGUUACGAACUGCAGGUGUGCGUGAAGGACUACUGUUUCGGCCGUGCGGACCGGGUCGUUGGCAUGGCCGUUCUGCAGCUGCGGGAUGUGGUGGACCGGCGCAGCUGCGUCUGCUGGUGUCCACUGGGCCCGAGGAUCAACACGGAUGAAACCGGUCUGACCGUGCUCCGCAUCCUCUCCCAGCGCUCCGCCGAUGAGGUCGCCAAAGAGUUUGUCAGGCUCAAGGCAGAGAUGCGCUCGGCUGAGGAGGGUAGAUGA